Heterobasidion irregulare TC 32-1 is the source of this 810-nucleotide messenger RNA. RefSeq lists its product as uncharacterized. Gene Ontology annotation, molecular function: structural constituent of ribosome. The record is from RefSeq and is a predicted model, not a curated record. The transcript is spliced from 6 exons. Gene Ontology annotation, biological process: cytoplasmic translation. Gene Ontology annotation, cellular component: ribosome; cytosolic large ribosomal subunit. NCBI's taxonomy places the organism in Eukaryota, Fungi, Basidiomycota, Agaricomycetes, Russulales, Bondarzewiaceae. The coding region runs from base 39 to 617 and encodes 192 amino acids.
AACGCCAACCACGACAAAAGACACCUCAAGAAUUCAAGAUGGUUCGCUACGCCGCCGCUGCCCUCGCUUCUAACCCUGACAAAACCUCCCGCGCUCGCGGCGAGUACUUGCGGACCCAUUUCAAAAAUAUGCGGGAGGUUGCUGCCGCGCUGACGGGUCUCAAACUCACCAAGGCCUACUCUUACCUUAGCGACGUCUCAGAGCACAAACAAGUCAUUCCUUAUCGGCGGUUUAACGGUGGUGUUGGGCGUGCUAGCCAGGCGAAGCAGUUCAAAACAACUCAGGGUCGUUGGCCUGAGAAGUCCGUCAAGUUCAUCACCCGCCUACUCAAGAACGCCGAGUCAAACGCGGAUGCGAAAAGCCUUGAGCUUGAGGAUCUUACCAUCAAGAACAUCGUUGUGCAGCAAGCUCCCAAAACCCGCCGUCGCACAUACCGUGCACACGGUCGUAUCAACCCCUACCAAGGACAUCCUUGUCACGUCGAAAUCAUCUUGUCCGCGUCAGAAGAACAAGUAGAGCGAAGCAAGGACAAGGACACUGUUUCACGCUCGGCGCUUACAGGGUUGAACAGGCGUCAGGUCGCGAGGAGACGUAUUGAGGCUGCUCGCUCUGCAUAAGUCUUAUGUGAUCAGUCGAGUUAGCGAUGCUGGCCACGAGGAACUUGAAGACAUGCCGUGUCUGUCGCCUGUAUGCAUAUGUCACGCCGCAGACGCCUUCUGUUUGCGGCGCAUUGUUUUACGCCUCUAUUACCAUGUCUUUCUCUUUUCUUGAAAACAGGCUGACAGCGAGCCAGAUUUUUUCUGUGCCUCA